Messenger RNA from Neltuma alba, 785 nucleotides. RefSeq names its product cytochrome c oxidase subunit 6a, mitochondrial. The transcript has 4 exons. The record is from RefSeq and is a predicted model, not a curated record. Gene Ontology annotation, cellular component: mitochondrial inner membrane. The coding region runs from base 77 to 373 and encodes 98 amino acids. Gene Ontology annotation, molecular function: enzyme regulator activity. NCBI's taxonomy places the organism in Eukaryota, Viridiplantae, Streptophyta, Magnoliopsida, Fabales, Fabaceae. Gene Ontology annotation, biological process: mitochondrial electron transport, cytochrome c to oxygen.
GGCUUGAGGGGUAAUUAUAAAGCAAAACGGGUCGCUGAGGCACCGCGGGAUAGACAACAAGGCUAAUACCUAAGCUAUGGCGACGGCGUUGGUGCGAUCUACUCUUCUUCGAACCGCUCUGCGAGGAGGCGGACGAGGAUCCGCUGUUCCCCGCAGAAACUUCUCUUCCUCAGCUCAUCACGACGAUGCUUACGAGACAGCCAAGUGGGAGAAGAUUACUUAUCUUGGCAUUGCUACCUGCACUGUUUUAUCCAUUUAUCAGCUAUCGAAGGGUCAUCAUCACCAUGAAGAGCCUCCGGCGUACCCAUAUUUACACAUCCGCAAUAAGGAAUUUCCAUGGGGUCCAGAUGGUCUUUUUGAAGUGAAGCACUAGUAUUGGUGUCAUGCUCAGGUUAUUUUGCGGCACACUGACGCUUUACUUUGAGCCAUUUCCCUUCCCUUGUCAAUGUUCAAGACCACACCGAUGACGGCAUUUUCGUAUUUUUUCAUGAAAUUCGAUCUGGAUCUUGCAGCACAUUUGUUCAUGUCUGCUUCCCAUGCAUUCAAGUAAAAUAAAGUUGCAAUUACAUUUGAUCGUUUGUUUCUGUUCUCGAUCAAUCGUUUGACAACUUCCAAAGAAUUUGAUUAAAGACAAAACAAGGCUAAAGCGAUUGAUUUUUUUUUUUCUUAGGCCUGAUUGACUGUUUGAGAGACCCAUUUUGGUAAUGCACUACAUAUUGGAGUAUAAUUGUAAACGUGAAAUCAGACCCACUGGAUUAAGAUGAAAUUUUUGUACGUUUUGAAUU